AUGAAUCGAUUCCUUAAUCGUCGAGACAAAGACAACUGCACCUCGGAUCGACGAGAUAGAAUACGAGAGAAAAAGAUAAGACCGCUCUCCAGCGAUUCACUUUGGUACUUCUUCAAAAAUAGCUCUCACAAGAAGCAAGAUCAAGAGCAUACGAAUAUUGUUGUAGAAAUUAAAAAAAAACUUGUCGAUGCAGGAUAUCCGGCCCUCAAAGACGAAGAAGUAAAUUAUGCCCUCGCAUCUGACUAUGCAGAUGGAGACCCGGAAAGGGCCUAUGAGAUGCUGGUUCUUUUUCAGGAGUCAGCAGAGGGCUUAAUUCAUCCUUGUGAUCCCAAUAUCACUUUAGUUGGGGCGAUUAAUCGGAAUAAUGUGACCUGUUACAUAGACUCAGUACUCUUUGCAAUGUUAGGAGGGCUUCAAAGUUAUGACUUGAUAUUCUGUGGAGAAUUUGAGAAAGAUACACAGCGGAUAUUAUCGCGCAUACUUCUCUUAUACGCAAACAUGCUCAGGACUGGAAAGCUUAUUCAUGCAGAUCUAACGAAAAAUUUGCAAGAAGCUCUAGUCGCUUGCGGCUGGGAACACAAUCAGACUGAACAACAGGAUGCUUCGGAAUUUUACGGAUUUAUCGCUCAAACUCUAAACAUACCCCUUCUUUCCAUGAAAUCUAACAUAUUUCAUCAUGCUACACCAGAUGAAAAUCACGAUCAUCGGAUUGUGGAAGAGCAAGUACUCAAUGUAUCUAUACCAGAUACUGAUGAUGGUCAAACUAUUCCGUUAGAACGAUGCCUUGAAGGAUUUUUAAAUAAUACUGUCGAAAUAACGCGCACUCUACCACGAACAGAUCUAUUUCAGUCCACUCGAUUGGACCACGAAAACGAAAUGUUGUGCCGCUCAGAGUCGACCCCCUGUGUGCCACUUUCUAGAUCACAAGCUGAGUCAUCAAUGCUCAAUAAUCUUGCGCGAUCCCGAACUGUAGAAGAGACAAACGUAAGACGUGGAUCCGCCUCCGAUGAAAAAAACUCAACUCUCCAACCUGCCUAUCAAGAAGGUUCCACCCGAAAAGAUGUUCGUAUAUUAGCUUGGCAAUUUUUCAAUAUUCUACCUUGGCAUGGAAAAAACUCAGCAACGGGAAAAUCAGUUGACAUAGAAAAGACAGCUCCAGCACUUGCUAUAUGCCUAAAGCGUUAUGGCUUCAAGGAUGGUCAGCCAUAUCGAAAAAGUACCCCUAUAGAUAUACCGAAGGUAAUGCUUUUACCGCAUUUGGUUGAUGAUGAUGGCCUGGACAACCCUGACCAAUUACAAAAUUUUAAGCUUGUUCUGAUGGCUGUGGUAUGCCACAGAGGACAGAGUUUGAACGAAGGUCAUUACACUACACUUGUCCGUCGAGCUGCACCUGUAGCUGAUGGUGAUUUAAACUCAGCUCGAAAGCUUAGCGAUGCCAGCAGGCCGCCACACUAUUCUGAAGAUCAAUGGUACAAAUUUGAUGAUCUUGUAGAGCCGCGAGUUGUGCAAGUUAAUUUUGAAGAGGCCAUCAUAUCUGAGAUGCCUUAUCUACUAUUUUAUCAGGUCCAACCUCAAUUUCAAUCGAACUUCUCAUCCUAUGAGUAUGCAAACUCUGAUCAGGAACCGCCAUCAUAUGAUUCCGGCGUAGCUCUAACUGCCUCAACCUCUUAUCCUUCAGAUGGUAUCAAAACCGGAAACGCAAGCUGUGUUGAGUGUACCAGUCCUAUUGACCAGGAAACUAAAUGUACUGAGAAUAUUCAUAUCAGAACGAAUUCUCUUAACCCCUUAAAUCUAGCUACAGAGGAGCGAGCAAGCAAUCUAGCCCCUCCAACUCUAAACCUAUCAACAUCUUCGUUCACAAUUAGUCUUGGGGACGAGAGUACUAAGGCCCGGCUCUCACGAGCAGCCUCAAAGUUUGCGAAAAAUAGUUGUCGGAGUCGACCAACGAGCCAAUCUGGAGAAAGUCGUAUAAGUGCUACAAUAUCUCGCCUUAAUUUAAUGCGAAGUAAGGAGCAACUGACACGGUCUGAGGCAUUCAAGGAGAGGUACAGCCUAGAAGAAGCUCUUGGAUCGUCACACCCCCUUACAAUUCCGGAAACAGCACCAAACCCCGGAGAAGAUAGUUCGGAUAAUUCGAAAAAAAAGAAAAAAAAGAGACGAUCGAAGAGUCGAGGGCAUAUUGAUAGAAAAGAGCGGGGUUCAAACCCAACUUGCUCGCUUGAAGAAAAGGGAAAAUUAAAGGAAGCUGAUAGAGAGUGCAAAAUUAUGUGA
This is a messenger RNA of Blumeria graminis f. sp. triticale, 2271 nucleotides long. Lineage: Eukaryota; Fungi; Ascomycota; Leotiomycetes; Helotiales; Erysiphaceae. The record is from the annotation of a GenBank genome assembly.